Messenger RNA from Cryptococcus wingfieldii CBS 7118, 3438 nucleotides. RefSeq lists its product as hypothetical. The transcript has 6 exons. The record is from RefSeq and is a predicted model, not a curated record. Lineage: Eukaryota; Fungi; Basidiomycota; Tremellomycetes; Tremellales; Cryptococcaceae. Bases 1 to 3438 code for a protein of 1145 amino acids. Gene Ontology annotation, molecular function: glycosyltransferase activity.
AUGGCGAACCCACCCUCGCCGCUGCACCUCCUCCAGCUGCUCGUCCACAGACCACGCUUCCUCGCACUCGUCCUCAUCCCCGUCCUCUUCUUGCUCUUCAAAUGGCAGUCGUCCCCUUCCGGCGCGCCCUCUCUGUCUCCGGAUGACCCCAGAUUUGUGAGGGUGAAAGAAGCGCCCCAAGGCGGCUCCUGGGAAGCGCUCGCGGAUGUCGAUGAAGAGUGGGAGUAUAGCGAUGACGGGGCUGGGGGCAAAUGGGGUUCGGGAGUUUCAGAUUGGCUGGGGUGGAAGCAGGAGGAAAAGCAGGUGGUAUUGGUCACUGGAGGUUCUGGACAGCUAGGUCAAGCGCUCAUACCGUUGCUUCUCCUCAACUACACAAUCCACGUCCAAGACAUCGUCCCUCGCCCGUCCACCCUCCCCGAAUCAGUCAUCUACCACCGCACCCUCUCCCCCACCGACACCUACGCCGACCUCUUUGCUUCCUACUCUUUCGACGGCGUCAUCCACCUUGCCGGCGUUUCGCUCGACUCUUGGUGCUCUGCCAAAGAAGAAGAAUGUCGUGCAGUCAACGUGGAGGGUACUCGUGCUCUGAUGCAGCAGGUCGUGGGGCUACAGGGCGAUAAGAAAAGAGGCAGGAUGUGGAGAGAUAUCAAAGUGCCCUGGGUCAUCCUCGGCUCGACGAUGGACGUCUACGGGCCUGACGUCGGCGCGAGCGAAGACUCGGAUAAAGAGCCUGCCACUGCGCUCGGCAGGACAAAGCUCGAGGCAGAGCAAGUCUUUGUCGAGUCUAUCAUUUCUGACGAUGGAAGUCUGAAAACGCGCGGGAUGAUUUUGAGAGUACCCCAGGUGUAUGGCUACCACCAGAUGUCUUCUAUCCCCGAGACGUUUGUCACUGCCCUCCUCGCCAAUGCUUUGACAUCACUUCCUAUACAGUUCUCCUCAUCGAGAAAACCGUAUGAUCUGCUGCACGUGCAGGAUGCUCUGGCGGGGUACCUGAAAGCUAUCAGCUGGAUCAGCACCGACGGACCCCUCUCCGAGGUUCCUGACGUCAACCUCGUCACCGGCAAACGCACUCCUGCAAGGGAGGUGGUAGAGCUGGUCAGGAAAGAGACCAACUCGAAAUCUCCCGUCCGCGAUAUCGGAGACAACUCCAACCCUGAAGCGCCCCAGUACAAUCCCGGCAAGGGCAAAAGCUUCCUCGACUGGGAGGCGGAGAUUACGCCUCUGAUCGGGAUGAGUAUGGCCGUCACCCAGCUUUCGGAUGAUAUCGCUGCCUAUUCCCGGGCUUACCUUCAUGCCCACUGCCCCCCGUCCCCCGAUUUCCCGGCAAAGGACGGCGACCUCUCUGUCGCUUUCGUAGAAGAUGAGCGCAACAAGCCUCUUUGGAAGCUGGAUGGUUGUACUGUCAACGUCGGGUUCAAUCACAACAAUUACUUGCAUCACGUCAAGUGCGAAGAUGGCCUGCAUUGUCGGGCCGACGGCGUCAAGGUGACGGCGAUGAAUUGGAACCAGAGUGUGUGGAUUGUGGAGAAGGUGGACGGGAGCAAGAAGCAAAAGGAGAGGGUGGUGAGGAUCAGGCUCAAGGAAGAGUCUGGUAUGGGAUACCUGAGGAGGACAACCCAGGAGGAAGGGGCGGAGAUGCAGUUUGAGCUGUCAAAGGAGAAUGGGCCGGAUACCGUAUUUGACUUAGAGGUGCGACGUGAUUCAUCCCACCUCCGUCUUCUCAUCCCCGGCACCGACUUGCAAGUCCGCGCUCUUGCCAAUCAAGACGGGACAACUACGUUCACUGCCGAGCCGUUGACCAGAUUUGUCGACCCUCACUUUGACAUGCGGAUGAAUGUGCUUUGCUGUUCUUCGGAGGGUGAUUGGCCUUUGCUGUUGGAUGAUUACGAAUCCGCCGAUAUCCGGUUCGGUAAUACCGGCCAGAUCUCUUUCGAGUCUUCUCGCCGCUCCCAUCUUUGCCUCCGCGCCGAGCAAGCCGUCAAAUACAACUAUAUCCGUCUCAGCACCGCCAAACAAGCCGUUAGCAAAGUCACUGGUACCGCCGGACACGCUUUCUUUGGCGAGGCUGGGCCGCCUACGGACCCCAGACCAAACGAGUGGGCGCUCAAGGAUCUACCGGUGUGCUGGAACGACUGCGACAGCCCGACGAUUUGCGUGCAGACUGGUAUCUGCAAGUGCGUCCAGGCAGACCACUGUGCAAUCCGCCGGGAGAACCCGCUUUUGAAGCUGUACCCCACCAACAAGGUUGCCGAGCCUGUCAAGUCUGAUCUGGGCUCGUUCGCUGGCCAUUCUGCUCAUCUCAGCAACGCCGUCUCUUCCAUCAACUGGCAAGACAUUCUUCUCCCCGCCGCCCGUGCUUACCUCAAGGCCAGCCCCGAGUUUCCCAAGCUGCAUGUAGCGGACGGUUACGACGGGCAAGAAGCGAUUGAAGCUGCCGACUGCCACAAAUUGCAGGAUUCGCAUUGCUUUUCGGCAGACAGUAUUCUGUAUAGGGGUAUGAGGCACUUGUCGGUUUCAAAGGAGCAGGCAGAGCUUGUGGUUCUCCCUGUAUACCAGCAAUGUACGGGCCAGCCAUUCUUGCUCCAUGAUGUCGUGCAUCAUGCGACCGAGACCAUUCCUGGGGUCAAGGAAGGUAACAAGCACCUGGCUGUGGUGUUGACGCAUGACUGGGGGAUCUGCUCUGCUUUUGCUUGGGAGAUCUGGUCUGCUCGAGACAACCACACUCUUUAUCCCGACUGGAUCCUCAACGACAUGAUCGUCUGGUCUGUCAUGGGCGAUUACGAUUCCCCAUGCUAUCGUCCGCACCAAGAUGUCGUCAUCCCAGCCCGUACCUGCCGCUCCUAUACCCUGCGCGAGACUUUCCCCACAGUGGAAUCCAUCCAUCCCAUGAACACUCGACCCAACUUGCUCACUUGGUCGGGCACUUACUGGGGCACGGGCAAGAGUGAUAGGUUGAGGAUGACUUGUGACCGUGGUGGGGCUGGGGAUAGAGAGCUGAUCAAGGGUGGCGGUAAGCAGAGCAACUUUGGUAGUUGGGAUUACAUGAAGGAUCUCAGUAAUGCGAGAUUCUGUCCCCAACCCCGAGGUAUUGCGGGCUGGUCUCCUCGAACCAACGACGCCAUCUGGGCAGGUUGUAUACCCGUCCUCAUCGCCGAAGGUUCCCACUAUCCCUUUGCCGAUUUCCUCGACUGGUCCAAAUUUUCCGUCCGCGUGGCCCCCACCGAGCUCGACAAGAUUGAGAGGAUUCUCGCCGCGAUCCCGUUGAGCAAGGUGGAGGAGAUGCAGGCCAACUUGGUCAGCGUCAGAGAGGCGUUUGUUUAUGCAGGGGAUGAAAAGCCGGAGGAAGAGCUGGAGAGACGGGGACCAAUGUUCUUUGCUUUGCACGAGGCAGCGUUGAGGAUGCGGACGCGAUACCCUAUAGCGUCAGAGAAUCCGUAG